Penicillium odoratum is the source of this 2553-nucleotide messenger RNA. RefSeq names its product putative serine/threonine protein kinase. The record is from RefSeq and is a predicted model, not a curated record. Gene Ontology annotation, biological process: protein phosphorylation. The coding region runs from base 1 to 2553 and encodes 850 amino acids. NCBI's taxonomy places the organism in Eukaryota, Fungi, Ascomycota, Eurotiomycetes, Eurotiales, Aspergillaceae. The transcript is spliced from 4 exons. Gene Ontology annotation, molecular function: protein kinase activity; ATP binding.
AUGGAUUCACGUGAGUCACGGUUCUUGGAUCCAUCGUCUGCGAUGGCAGCGAUCACUAGACACAAAGCCGAAGCCAUCAAACUGGCUCGAGAGCAAGGAACUGCCGUGAAGGAGAUGUGUCGACGUGCAAAAACGGAAAUCCCGCCAUAUGAAUUCGAAGAACUGAUUGGUAAGGGUGCCUAUGGCCGCGUCUACAAAGGCCGAGAGAUGCCAUCUGGUCGGCUGGUCGCUAUCAAGGUCUUGGAUAUUGAUUCAGUGGACUAUAAUUCUUCGCCUGAUUACAGAGACGAGUCCAUCAAGGAUUUUAUCCACGAAACCAAGGUCAUGAAGCAGGUCAAAGAAUCCGGUGCCAAGAACAUUAAUGAGCUCAUUGAAGCAAUCUCUAUACACUCCCAACUUUGGUUGGUCUGUGAAUAUUGCCCUGGUGGAAGUGUGCGGACAUUGAUGCGCGCAACAGGUGAUAAAUUAGAAGAGCGAUUUAUUAUCCCAAUUGCCCGAGAGCUUGUAGUUGGGUUGCAUGCCAUUCACGAAGCCGGCAUCAUUCAUCGUGAUAUCAAAGCGGCGAACAUUCUGAUUCAUGAGGAAGGACGGCUGGAGAUUUGUGACUUCGGUGUGGCCGGAGUCCUGCAGUCACAGCGAGAUAAACGUUCAACUUGGAUUGGCACUCCUCAUUGGAUGCCGCCUGAGAUGUUCGCAACCCGCGGCCCAGCUCCUCAAUAUGGCAGUGAAAUUGAUGUCUGGGCAUUCGGCUGCACCUUGUUUGAAUUUGCCACCGGAAACCCACCAAAUGCAGGCCUCCGAGAACGUAUGCAGAUCGGACGCCAACUCAGUCGCAAGCCUCCCAAGCUUGAGAGCGAGGAGUACAGCGAUGGGCUGAAAGACCUUAUUGCGUAUGCCCUGGACUCCAACCCAUCUACCCGACCUUCUAUGGCAGAUAUUCUAGCCCAUCCCUACAUUGCUGGCACUGAAGAGGAAUACCCCACAUCUUCGGUAGGUGAGCUUGUCAGGAAUUACUACCAAUGGUCUCAACGAGGAGGACAGCGUAUCUCCUUGUUUCAUCCGGGAGGUGCUGCAGCUGCAGAGCUUCCAGGCACAGAGGAGUCGGAGGAUGAUUGGAACUUCAGUACAACGGAUGGCUUUGAGCGCAGAUUCUCUGUCAUCGACCUGGAUCAGUUAGCUGCUUCCUUGGCCGAAAUGGAAGAGGCAAUCAGCCCCACCACGCCUACUCCAGAGUAUGACUUUAACGACGACCCAUCGGAGGGUGAAUUGAACCCAGAAGACAAGGCCAACUUUGAUGAGCGUGUCCGCCGAGGUGCUGUUGCGAUGGAAGGACUUUUCGACGAGGAAAAACCAAUAUACAAAUACGAAGCUAAAAAGGAUUUCGUGCCCAUUGAGCCCCCUCAGCCGACAUCUGACCUGCCUCUUCGAAGCGAAACUGACCGGUCCUCGGUGACGUCCACAUUCAUCGAUAUCGAUAUCGGCUCGUUUGAUUCUUCUCACUAUGCAGCUGGUGCACCAUCUGCACAGCCUUUCCAAUUAGCUGAUGCGGGUACAAUUCGUGCAAACCGAUCAAGUCUUCGGGGUAGCCAAAACUCCACCGAUGGUAGCUCGCAGUCAUAUGUCAGUGGUGAAGAGAGUACAGAACCACAAGUCGAAGAGUUUCAGCCUCAGUCAGGCCCGCGACCCCCCACUAUGGACUGGAAGUUCCCGGUGUUUGUGAACAAAGACGAUGAAGAUGAGGAUUCAAAAGAAGAGGAACUGGACCGGGAAUCACCAUCGGAGAGCGUGAAAGAAGAAAUGUUCCAGGAUGAAAAGCGGGCCACCAUGGAAUGGACGUUCCCUGUCAUGUCAGACGAGGGACCAAAUGAGCCCGGUGCGGAUCAAUACGACACUCUAAGAGCACCGCUCCCCCCUCUACAACAACACCCAACCGAAGAACCAGAUGACUCUCGCCCCUCGACAUCCGCCUCUAACGUCUCCAGUGCAUCUGAGUCAGACUAUGAUCCCUUCCGGUUUGACCGUCCCACCACUCCUCAAGAUCCAAAAUCCAAAGUCUCCAGUCGAGCCCAAUCAUUUGACUCGUCCCAUAGUGUGGACUUGUCCCAUAGUGCGGCCUUGCCUCGUUUCUCCGAUGACAACUCUCUAUCUCUUGAUGGACCUGGACCUGACGAGGAAUCUCACCCUCUGUGGGAUGAAAACACUGAAAUCAUUGACCCUAGCAAUAUCCCACCACUUGAUGUUCCCAUACCUCGCGAUGAAUCUGACGAUGUUUCAACACCGGUCUCCGAACCUGGCUCUCCUGUCUACGAGGAUCCACCCACUAUACGGCCAGAUGUUCUCCCUCGUGCCCCCGUUAUCAAAGCACCUGAUGGAGCAAUGAUUCCAUUCCCUGUCCUUAUUCCACCCAGUGCGGAAAGUUUGACGGAAGGUGCCGACGAUGGUGUUGUCACUGCAGAACUUCAACGACUGCUCGAUGACUUUCUCGAUGCUCUGUCUGCCACGGGACAAGCACUUUCUCAAUAUGCGGCAAACCACCCGCCUCGAAAUGCUUAG